Molecule: messenger RNA, 606 nt
Organism: Clunio marinus
Lineage: Eukaryota; Metazoa; Arthropoda; Insecta; Diptera; Chironomidae
Source: the annotation of a GenBank genome assembly
AUGUACGAGAUGAAACAAUUUAUUUCAUGUAGAGGUAUUUCUGGUGAAUGCAAUGCUUUAGUAACAAAGAACUACAAAAUGAGAUUUAAUUGCAAACAAUUGUUUCUUGCUUCGAGAAAAUCAUCAAUGGUCAACAACAACAGCCCACCACCAUUCAUUUUCAUGACUGAAUUCUUAACAUGGAAACCCCAAACAGCGGUUAAUGAUCAAGAAAAAAAAUAUAAUAAAGAACAAAUGGAAAUGCAUCAGUGCACCAAGUUCAUUAAUCACCGCAAUAUUGUGAUUCUCAUCGAAUUGGCUUAUUAUUCUCUUCCGAGGUCAAUUGCCAACCCAACAGACGAUACCACGUCUGGACUUUCUAUAACUUUACGCUCUACUCAAAUGGAACAGCAAAUAAUCAUUGUUCUCACUGCUGCUGUGAUUGCUACUGAAAUGACAGAAAAAUCCUUCAACAACAGCAGCCACAAACUUUACAUCUACUCGACGAUGAGAACUGAAAUGAUAUUACGACACAUUGACAGCUUAUGGAACCAUAAAGACAUUUUAUGCAAACCAAAUAAUAAUAAUAAUAACAACAACACAAGAAUUCAAUCUCAGUUUGACUAA